This is a messenger RNA of Peniophora sp. CBMAI 1063, 789 nucleotides long. NCBI's taxonomy places the organism in Eukaryota, Fungi, Basidiomycota, Agaricomycetes, Russulales, Peniophoraceae. The record is from the annotation of a GenBank genome assembly.
AUGAUCACCCACUCCGAAGAUAGCGAGGACGAGCUCGCUCAGACUGGGAACCAUGCGAGCGAGGAAGAUAUCCGCAAGGCCUGUACGCUCGAGAUACGUAUCUACACUGCGAAGCGAAAUGGAUAUACCUACAAGCCUCGCAGUGGUACGAGUCUGAUAGAGAAAGAGGAUAAGCCGUUGGACGUGGCCAACGAGCAGAAUGUCAAAGGAGGACUCCAUUCCGCCGGGCUUAGCCCUUCGCAAGAGCAUCACUUUGAAGGAACACGUUGGGAGGAUUGGGAUCACGUCGAACCUCUCGAUAGGCCUCUCGCGUGCUUUCAGUUCAUACAACGCCCCGAAGCGUAUAUCAAAAAUGUCCUCAGGUAUGGCAGAGCUCAGAUCCAGAAGCGUUCGCGCGAGCCCAGCUGCGUUGGCUUUACGGAGGUCAAACGUCAAAAGCGCACCGAUGUUGCCGAGCCUACACAGGAGCGGACACGUGCAAAGGGCAAAGGUAAAGCGGCAGCCCCAGCGUCUGCCUCGUCGGGGACUUUGAGCUCGGUGGCAAGUCCAGCAUCGACCUCUUGCAUCGAUGUUGACGCGCCGGUGGCGGGAUCAAGUCGACCUGUCCUUGAUACGGCCGCGCGCAACGAUAUGAUACGCGAGAACAAGGCGUUGCAUCAGGACCAUGAAGACGCCGUCGCCGAGUUGCAGCUGAAGUUAGAGAUGAGGCAGCGACAGGCAGCUAUGCGUCGCCUUCAGAAGGAAAUCGAGGAUCUGGAGCGUCAAAGCAGGGAGGAUAGGUCUGCUUAA